AUUCAUUUUCUUGACGCACAUAGGAUCCAUGGCGCGGUUAACUGGCAUGAGUUUCGAGGCCAGGUUCGAAGGGGAAGACGUUGCGAGGCGUAUCGUAAAAGAUGGGUAAGCACCGACCGGAACAUUCAUGCUCUAGUGAAAUUAAAUACUAGCGCAGCGAGAGUGCGUAUAGAGCCGCCUCAAAGCCAUUUAAACCGGCUGGAGGCGAGGAUAUUCGCCUGGCUUUUCACUGGCAUAAAUCUUCGCCCGACAUACCGACCACGUGUUGUAUUGACAAUUGGAUUGCGGGACACGGUCGUUAUUUUCGAUUCCAAUAAUACCGACCGAGACAAAAGAGUUAGAAUAAGAAUUAACCCUUUAGGGGGAGCAGAUGUAAAAAUUUACAUUAACAUGACUAUAUUUAUAAAAGAUAUGUUAGAAAAUUUAUAA
Messenger RNA from Apis dorsata (giant honeybee), 429 nucleotides. RefSeq lists its product as uncharacterized. The annotation marks the transcript as partial. NCBI's taxonomy places the organism in Eukaryota, Metazoa, Arthropoda, Insecta, Hymenoptera, Apidae. The transcript is spliced from 3 exons. The record is from RefSeq and is a predicted model, not a curated record.